Molecule: messenger RNA, 1426 nt
Organism: Stereum hirsutum FP-91666 SS1
Lineage: Eukaryota; Fungi; Basidiomycota; Agaricomycetes; Russulales; Stereaceae
Product: WD40 repeat-like protein
Exons: 10
Coding region: 39-1376 (445 amino acids)
Cellular component (GO): Set1C/COMPASS complex
Molecular function (GO): protein binding
Source: RefSeq, a predicted model, not a curated record
CGUGGCUUCAACUUUCAUUCUCGACACACCCGCGCGAAAUGAACGCAUCACUUCUCAACCCUUUCAAUAUCACCUACCCCACCGCCGUCCAGACAUCUCUCCCAUCCCAGGCCCUCCAAGCACGCUUCGAUCCCUCAGGCCAAUACGUUGCCACAGCUCGAAACGACGGUUCAGCAGUCAUAUGGGAUCUGCAGACACAUGCAGCAGUGCGCUGGUUGGAAGGACACGUCAAGGGCGUGACUAGUGUCGAUUGGUCGCGGCAUUCGAGGUUUGUGUUGACGGGCUCGAAGGAUUGGAAUGUGAUUGUGUGGGAUUUGGCGUCGGAGAUAGAUCCGCCGCAGAGGAAAGCGACGAUUCGGUUCGAUGCACCCGUUACGUCGGCCAGCUUUCAUCCAAAGAAUAGUCAAAUCAUCUUGGCUCUAUUGAGUACGGGCGAGGCGUAUCUCGUAGACCUGAGGAAGCAGCACCGAGGGAGGGUAGAACUGUUUGAGGUGCAGGAUGAGAGUGAUGAGGAAGCGCAGAUGUCUGCCCCCAGAUCUGACAUGACGGUGGCUCGAUUUGACCCGACUGGAAAGCACAUAUUCGUGGGGACUUCCUUGGGCCACAUUCUUGUAUUCAAUACACGAACGAAAUCUAUGGUCGCCCGACAUAAAGUAUCAGGCGCGGGUAUCAUGCGAGGUUUGGAUUUCGCAAAAUCCGGUCGACGACUCGUCACGAACUCUUCCGACCGGACACUACGACAAUUCAACCUACCCACCUACCCGCCACCUAAUGAUGCUCGGGAAUACAUAGAAGUGGAACUCGAACCGACACAUCGCUUCAAUGAUCCGAUUAGCAGGGCUGCAUGGCAUGCAAUGUCCUUCAGUCCGGAUGGAGAGUGGCUUGCUGGAGGUGCGGCGGAUCCCGCGACUCACAAGAUAUAUAUUUGGGACAUCUCCAAUGAUGGUCAGUUUGCGAGUACGCUAGACGGUGGGCGAGAGCCCUUGGUUCACGUACAUUGGCAUCCUACAAAACCUUCAAUAUGUUCGACGACAAAAGAGGGUAACGUUCUAAUAUGGCAUUGUCCAACACCUGAGCGUUGGGGAGCUUUCGCCGGUGGGUUUGAAGAAGUGGAUGAGAAUGUGGAAUACGAGGAACGUGAAGAUGAGUUCGAUAUCGAGGACGAGAGCGAAAUCGCACUUCGAAAGAUGAAAGCUGAGGAAGAGGAGAUAGACAUCCUAUCCGGUGUAGACACUGGUGCACAACAAGAGAAUCAACGAGGCCCGACCAACGGCGACGAUGAUGAGGAAACGACGUGGGCGACUGAGGACCCGGAUGAGGAUGAGGAUGGGUGGAGGAUGAAGCUGUGGAUGGAGGACGAUGAUUUGAUGAUGUAGUCAUGUCAUAGCCCUGUCGUCUGCGCGUUUUUCGAGUUGGUGGACUUCCC